Dentiscutata erythropus is the source of this 1263-nucleotide messenger RNA. NCBI's taxonomy places the organism in Eukaryota, Fungi, Glomeromycota, Glomeromycetes, Diversisporales, Gigasporaceae. The record is from the annotation of a GenBank genome assembly.
AUGAAUUUUACUUCGUUAUUUAAAGAAAUUACUGGAGAGGACUUUGACGUGAUUUCAUGCGAAGAAAUAUCUAAGCUUGGGUCAACAUGGUCACCAUUGCUUAUGAACAGUGUUGAUGGCGACUCUCUUAGUAUUUUUCAAAAAUGUCUCGAUGUCUGCAAUCGGUCUCCUGAAGAUUUUCCUGAAAUUCGUUCUUGUCUCAAUAAACAGAAAAUGGAUAUACUUUUAUCAUACAUUCUUGCAGCUGCAUUUCCUUCCGAUUUAAAUCAGAGUGUCGAGUGCUCAAGCAAACAAACUAUAGUCGGUAGUUCUGAUGAUAGGAAUGGUGAUCGUGUAAUCGUCUGGAAGCGGCCCUUGGAUCAUGCACGAAAUAAUUCUCCUGAUGAUAGAGAUGCAGACCAAACAUCAAGUGCAAUGAACCUCGAUCAACAACCAGGAAUUGUUGAUUCCUUUAUUGUUGACGCAAAUAUUUCAAUUAUGAUACCUAAUUACGAUGAUCGAAGUCUGCUUAAUGUUUCCGAGGAUUAUGUUAAAGAAAACCUUUAUCCAAAUUUACAAAAGUUUAAAGAACUGGUUUGUUAUGGAAACAUUUUAAUUCAAUUCUACGCAGCGUUGGAGACAGAAAAAAUCAUACCGAAAGAUAUAAACGUAGAACUUUUUCGCCCCAUAGUUCAAUAUUGUGUGUCAGAUCCGAUACUUGGUAUGCUUGCAAAGUCACUACAUCUUCACAAAAAAUUUACCUUAUCGAUUGAUGAAAAUGAAUCAACACAUGCAAACUAUGUCCGAGCAUUUGUUGGUGGAUAUUAUAUGGCAGCUGGUCACAACGAAGCGCAUAUGCUUAUAAAACAGUUAUUAUUCAACCUUCUUAAAAAAUCAAUAUCUGAAGCUUCUAGAAUGUUAACCCUUUCGGAAAUUUCCGAAUGUUUCAAGUUUAAUGAGUAUAUACCGUCAGAUGAUUCCGCAACAUUGACCGGUACCGCUCCAGAAUUAUUUUUCAGAUGGACAUUGGCACAUUGUCGCACUAUUCCUCAAUAUUAUUGUAUAAGUACUGAUGAAAUAUAUCUUGCCACGGUUCACAUUGGCAAAGAUUUAUAUGCUGAAAGUUAUGAUCCAGAUUGGAAUAUAGCUAUUGGUAAUGCAUUUCGAAUUGCAUAUGAGAAAUCUGAACUGCCACUCCUCGUAAAAGAGUGCUAUAUUAAAAAAUUACCGUACGAAAUGGAAUCAACCGUCACAGCAUCUACUUCCAGCAACUCACGUAUGUAG